AUGCAGGAAUUUAGUGAAGAAAUCGAUCAUUUGAAAAAGAGAAAACUAGUGUGUCCCCGCAGUAAACUCAAGAUGUUGAAUCCAUGCUUAGAUGAUGAGGGUAUUCUAAGAGUGGGAGGAAGACUAAGAAAUGCUAGCAUCGCACAGAAUGUAAAAUAUCCAGUCAUUCUGGCUAAAUCACACUAUAUUACAGAACUGAUAAUACGAUAUUAUCACUAUAAAUAUCUUCACGGAGGAGCACAAAUGCUCCAUUCAGAAAUCAAGCAGAGAUAUUGGAUUAUCAAUGCACAAGCAGCCAUUCACAAGAUCAUUCGUAAAUGUGUAACAUGCUGUCGACACAGAAGUGAGCUGUCAUAUCCAGCAAUGGGCGAUCUUCCAGCAUCCAGAGUGAAUCCCGCAAGAGCCUUUUCGAAAUGUGGUGUGGAUUUUUCGAGUCCUUUCCAAGUUAAACCGACGAAAGGGCGCGGUGUUCGGACAGUGAAGAUCGACGUUUGUGUUUUCGUAUGUUUUAGUACUAAGGCAGUGCAUUUAGAACAAGUUGGAGACAUGACGACAUAUUCCUUUAUAGCAGCUCUAAAACGGUUCAUUGCUAGACUUGGAAGACCGGAGGAAAUGUAUAGUGAUUGCGGCACUAAUUUUAUAGGUGCCAACAGACAACUAAAAUCAUAUCGUUCGAACCAAAAGGUAGUUAGAUACUUAAUAGAGGAAGAAAUUAAGUGGAAUUUCAAUCCGUCUUCUGCACCGCACUUUGGUGGACUAUGGGAAGCCGCGGUAAAGGCUAUGAAAUAUCACAUGAGAAGAGCAAUUGGUUCUCAAGUUCUAACUUUUGAAGAAUUUGCUACUUAUCUAGCAGAAGUCGAGGCGUGUCUGAACUCAAGACCAUUAGUAGCGAUUUCAAGUGAUCCAGAUGAUUUUUCCGUGAUUACACCGAGUCAUUUUUUAAUAGGAACAUCAUUAAAGGCUAUUCCGGAACCAAAUGUGUGCGACGAGACACUAACACUUCGCAAUCGUUGGAAACUAGUUCAGCAAAUGUCACAGUCCUUCUGGAGGAAAUGGUCUAAGGACUAUUUGACUCAACUGCAAGUUCGCACAAAAUGGCAUCGUGCUUCAGCAAAUAUUAAAUUAAACGACUUAGUAAUCAUUAAGGAAGAUAACACACCUUCCUUAAAAUGGAAGCUGGGACGUAUCACCGAAAUUUACCCAGGUAAUGAUUACAAAGUGCGUGUUGUAAAAGUAAAAACUGCUGAUGUUGAAUUCAAGAGACCCAUUCACAAACUGUGUGUGUUACCAAUAGACAGUUAA
Messenger RNA from Stegodyphus dumicola, 1302 nucleotides. RefSeq lists its product as uncharacterized. NCBI's taxonomy places the organism in Eukaryota, Metazoa, Arthropoda, Arachnida, Araneae, Eresidae. The record is from RefSeq and is a predicted model, not a curated record.